AUGUCUGGUAACAAUGGCCAUAGUAAUCAAAACAACAAUGGAAGAGAAGCUAACAUGCCGACGGAGGCCGAGCCGCAUCCAGUCUUCGAACAGCUUCCCGGCGUUCAAUAUUGCAUCAACAGCCCGCCACCUUGGCUAGAAACAGUUUUUCUGGGAUUUCAGCAUUAUCUUCUGGCACUUGGUUCUAUUGUCUUAAUUCCAAGUAUGGUAGUUCACCAAAUGGGAGGCAGUGAUAAGGACAAGGCUAAGGUAGUACAAACCUUACUAUUCGUUUCGGGGCUAAAUACGUUACUGCAUUCAUUUUUCGGAACAAGGCUGCCGUCUGUAAUAGGAGGUUCCUACGCGUUCUUGAUUCCCGUAACUUCGAUUAUCCAUUCAAAAAAAUACACACUCAUACAAAAUCCAGAGCAGAGGUUUUUGGAGACGAUGAGAGAAAUACAAGGUGCUUUAAUCCUUACGUCGUGUUUCCAAAUGAUCAUUGGUUUUCUUGGUUUGUGGAGAAACAUAGUAAGGCUUUUUAGCCCUCUAUCGAUGGUUCCGUUGAUUACUUUCACUGGACUUGGACUAUACCACCUUGGAUUUCCACUGGUAAAAAUUGCAUUUUACUCAAUUAAAUCGCCCAUAUGUGAUAGAUUUGCACUCUUGUUCUCCGUUGCAAUCGUGUGGUUAUACGCGGAGAUUUUAACUUGGAGUGGCGCUUAUAAGAACUCGAAAAAUAGUAGUUGUCGAACCGAUAGCUCCGGACUCAUUAGUGGUGCUUCUUGGUUCUACGUACCGUUUCCAUUUCAAUGGGGGCCUCCCUCUUUCGGGGCCGGAGGAAUUUUUGCAGCGAUUGUAGCUUCUUUCGUUGCUUCGGUCGAGUCGACUGGUUCGUUUCUUGCAGCAGCAAGAUACGGAAGUGCAACACCGGUUCCACCUUCGGUAAUUAGCCGUGGAAUCGGAUGGCUGGGGGUCGGAACUUUGAUCAAUGCCCUUUUCGGAAGUGUCACCGGUUCCACUGCAAUAGUAGAAAAUGCAGGUCUAUUAGCCUUGACAAAAGCAGGAAGUAGAAGAGUCGUUCAAAUAUCGUCACUGUUCAUGAUUUUCUUCUCCGUUUUAGGGAAAUUUGGAGCAAUUUUUGCUUCAAUACCUUCACCAAUAAUGGCAGCCUCUUAUUGCAUGUUCUUUGGUUAUGUCUCAUCUGCAGGAUUGGGAUACCUUCAAUUCUGCAAUUUAAACAGUUUCAGGACAAAGCUUUUAUUAGGGCUAUCAUUUUUCAUUGGAAUUUCUCUGCCACAAUAUUUUAGAGAUCAUUAUCUGAAUUCAAGAAAUGAUGAUCCAACGCACAACAUUCAUGCAGGAUGGUUCAAUGAUAUAAUGUGUGUUAUAUUUACGUCGAACGCGACUGUGGCUGCGGUAGUUGCGGUUGUAUUGGAUUGCACAUUGCCGCACGGGACGGACGAGAAAGAGCGUAAAGAUAAUGGAUCUUAUUGGUGGGAUAAAUUUAUGCACUAUAAUAAAGAUAUUAGGAAUGAUGAAUUCUAUAAGUUGCCUGGCCAACUCAAUCGAUACUUUCCACCUUUCUGAAAAUAAAAUAAAUAAAUGUUUCUG
Molecule: messenger RNA, 1590 nt
Organism: Erythranthe guttata (spotted monkey flower)
Lineage: Eukaryota; Viridiplantae; Streptophyta; Magnoliopsida; Lamiales; Phrymaceae
Source: RefSeq, a predicted model, not a curated record